AUGAGUUUCCGGUUGGCUAUCUUGCUCCGUCGAGCAGAAUCGCUGUACUCCACCCUCCAGAUGGCCAUAUUUCUGAAAACAAAUCGCCUUGCCAAUGUCCGUAUAAUAUUUACGUCUGUUCGUAUCUAUCUAUCUAUCUGUCUGUCUGUUCAUAUCUAUCUCAGUCUGUUGGUAUGUAUAUAUGUAUUUAUGUAUCUAUCUCAUUCAGUUCAUCUGUCUGUUCAUCUAUCUAUCUAUCUGUCUGUCUGUUCAUAUCUAUCUCAGUCUGUUGGUAUGUAUAUAUGUAUUUAUGUAUCUAUCUCAUUCAGUUCAUCUGUCUGUUCGUAUCUAUCUAUCUAUCUGUCUGUCUGUUCAUAUCUAUCUCAGUCUGUUGGUAUGUAUAUAUGUAUUUAUGUAUCUAUCUCAUUCAGUUCAUCUGUCUGUUCGUAUCUAUCUAUCUAUCUGUCUGUCUGUUCAUAUCUAUCUCAGUCUGUUGGUAUGUAUAUAUGUAUUUAUGUAUCUAUCUCAUUCAGUUCAUCUGUCUGUCGUAUCUAUCUAUCUAUCUGUCUGUCUGUUCAUAUCUAUCUCAGUCUGUUGGUAUGUAUAUAUGUAUUUAUGUAUCUAUCUCAUUCAGUUCAUCUGUCUGUUCGUAUCUAUCUAUCUAUCUGUCUGUCUGUUCAUAUCUAUCUCAGUCUGUUGGUAUGUAUAUAUGUAUUUAUGUAUCUAUCUCAUUCAGUUCAUCUGUCUGUUCAUCUAUCUAUCUAUCUGUCUGUCUGUUCAUAUCUAUCUCAGUCUGUUGGUAUGUAUAUAUGUAUUUAUGUAUCUAUCUAUUCAGUUCAUCUGUUGUAUCUAUCUAUCUAUCUGUCUGUCUGUUCUAUCUAUCUCAGUCUGUAUCUAUCUCAUUCAGUUCAUCUGUCUAUUAUCUAUCUAUCUAUCUAUCUGUCUGUUCUAUCUAUCUCAGUCUGUUGGUAUGUAUAUAUGUAUUUAUGUAUCUAUCUCAUUCAGUUCAUCUGUCUGUUCGUAUCUAUCUAUCUAUCUGUCUGUCUGUUCAUAUCUAUCUCAGUCUGUUAUCUGUAUAUAUGUAUUUAUGUAUCUAUCUCAUUCAGUUCAUCUGUCUGUUCGUAUCUAUCUAUCUAUCUGUCUGUCUAUCUAUCUCAGUCUGUUGGUAUCUGUAUCUAUCAUUCAGUUCAUCUGUCUGUUAUCUAUCUAUCUAUCUGUCUGUCUGUUCAUAUCUAUCUCAGUCUGUUGUAUGUAUAUAUCUAUCUAUCUCAUUCAGUUCAUCUGUCUGUUCUAUCUAUCUAUCUAUCUGUCUGUCUGUUCUAUCUAUCUAUCUAUCUAUCUCAUUCAGUUCAUCUGUCUGUUCGUAUCUAUCUAUCUAUCUGUCUGUCUGUUCAUAUCUAUCUCAGUUAUAUAUGUAUUUAUGUAUCUAUCUCAUUCAGUUCAUCUGUCUGUUCGUAUCUAUAUCUAUCUAUCUGUCUGUCUGUUCAUAUCUAUCUCAGUCUGUUGGUAUGUAUAUAUGUAUUUAUGUAUCUAUCAUUCAGUUCAUCUGUCUGUUCGUAUCUAUCUAUCUAUCUGUCUGUCUAUCUAUCUCAGUCUGUUGGUAUGUAUAUAUGUAUUUAUGUAUCUAUCUAUUCAGUUCAUCUGUCUGUUCGUAUCUAUCUAUCUAUCUGUCUGUCUGUUCAUAUCUAUCUCAGUCUGUUGGUAUGUAUAUAUGUAUUUAUGUAUCUAUCUCAUUCAGUUCAUCUGUCUGUUCGUAUCUAUCUAUCUAUCUGUCUGUCUGUUCAUAUCUAUCUCAGUCUGUUGGUAUGUAUAUAUGUAUUUAUGUAUCUAUCUCAUUCAGUUCAUCUGUCUGUCUGUAUCUAUCUAUCUAUCUGUCUGUCUGUUCAUAUCUAUCUCAGUCUAUGUAUAUAUGUAUUUAUGUAUCUAUCUCAUUCAGUUCAUCUGUCUGUUCGUAUCUAUCUAUCUAUCUGUCUGUCUGUUCAUAUCUAUCUCAGUCUGUUGGUAUGUAUAUAUGUAUUUAUGUAUCUAUCUCAUUCAGUUCAUCUGUCUGUUCGUAUCUAUCUAUCUAUCUGUCUGUCUGUUCAUAUCUAUCUCAGUCUGUUGGUAUGUAUAUAUGUAUUUAUGUAUCUAUCUCAUUCAGUUCAUCUGUCUGUUCGUAUCUAUCUAUCUAUCUGUCUGUCUGUUCAUAUCUAUCUCAGUCUGUUGGUAUGUAUAUAUGUAUUUAUGUAUCUAUCUCAUUCAGUUCAUCUGUCUGUUCGUAUCUAUUCAUCUAUCUGUCUGUCUGUUCAUAUCUAUCUCAGUCUGUUCUAUGUAUAUAUGUAUUUAUGUAUCUAUCUCAUUCAGUUCAUCUGUCUGUUCGUAUCUAUCUAUCUAUCUGUCUGUCUGUUCAUAUCUAUCUCAGUCUGUUGGUAUGUAUAUAGUAUUUAUGUAUCUAUCUCAUUCAGUUCAUCUGUCUGUUCGUAUCUAUCUAUCUAUCUGUCUGUCUGUUCAUAUCUAUCUAGUCUGUUGGUAUGUAUAUAUGUAUUUAUGUAUCUAUCUCAUUCAGUUCAUCUGUCUGUUCGUAUCUAUCUAUCUAUCUGUCUGUCUGUUCGUAUCUAUCUAUAUAUCUAUCUCAGUCUGCUCAAAGUUAUCUAUUUAAUCUUUUAUUAUCUAUCUAUCUAUCUAUCUAUCUAUCUAUCUAUCUAUCUAUCUAUCUAUCUGUCUGUCUUAUGUUCAUAUCUAUCUAUCUAUCUAUCUACCUAUCUAUUCUCAGACUGUUCAUAUCAAUCUGUCUAUUUAAUCUCUUCAUAUCUAUCUAUCUAUCUAUCUAUCUAUCUAUCUAAUCUGUUGAUAUCUAUCUAUUCCCAGUCUGUUCAUAUCUAUCUAUCUAUCUAUCUAUCUAUCUAUCUAUCUAUCUAUCUAUCUGAUUCAGUUCAUCUAUGUUCAUAUCUAUCUAUCUAUCUAUCUAUCUAUCUAUCUAUCUAUCUAUCUAAUCUGUUGAUAUCUAUUCCCAGUCUGUUCAUAUCUAUCUAUCUAUCUAUCUAUCUAUCUAUCUAUCUAUCUAUCUAUCUAUCUAUCUAUCUAUCUAUCUGA
This is a messenger RNA of Acanthosepion pharaonis, 3051 nucleotides long. NCBI's taxonomy places the organism in Eukaryota, Metazoa, Mollusca, Cephalopoda, Sepiida, Sepiidae. The record is from the annotation of a GenBank genome assembly.